Messenger RNA from Lodderomyces parapsilosis, 1782 nucleotides. It is a transcript of the gene SSK1, whose product is annotated as mitogen-activated protein kinase kinase kinase. Lineage: Eukaryota; Fungi; Ascomycota; Pichiomycetes; Serinales; Debaryomycetaceae. Gene Ontology annotation, biological process: osmosensory signaling via phosphorelay pathway. Gene Ontology annotation, cellular component: Mcs4 RR-MAPKKK complex. Gene Ontology annotation, molecular function: phosphorelay response regulator activity; protein kinase activator activity. The transcript has a single exon. The record is from RefSeq and is a predicted model, not a curated record. The coding region runs from base 1 to 1782 and encodes 593 amino acids.
AUGUACAAUAGCGGUGAUUUUGCCCCUCCGUAUCAAAUGAAGUCGCCAUCAAUGAACCUGAUACCAAGGCAUUCAAUGAGUGCCCCUAUGAGUGGGAUUAGCACUGGUAUGAGUUCGGCUCAAAGCAAGUAUCACAAGAAUGAUAAACCAUCUAGUCUCCUGGUGGACACAAGUGGAGGCAAGUCUACAACAAACCAGAAGCUGUCUGCAACCACAUGGGCGGCCGCUAAUGAGGACUAUAACAAGCCUCGAAGAAUAUGGGUAAAGAUGUCACGAGGAACACCAACCACGAUAUUGGCUCACAAUGACGACCUUAUUGAUGAUUUAAAGUCACAAAUUAUUCAAAAAUACCCAAAUUCGAUCGGGAGGUUCAAUGAUGCUGCCAACUUGACUCUUAAAUUGGAAAAGCUCAGCAGUGCAAAUAAUGACAACACUCUGGAGACGCCAUCAGGUAAACGCACUGGGGAAUUGGUUUCAUUGGAGCCGGAUCAAAAUGUUUGGCAAGUACUUGACACGUAUUUUCCGCAAGGUAUGGGGAUGAAGGAUGCAAUAAUAAUUGAGAGUUCAAUCUCUGACAGCUCAAGGAAAACAACCCCUGUCGAGUCAAAUCAUCGACACUCAUUCUCCGAUCAAGACGGACCUAUCACGAAAACUUCCAAUGAUAGAUCUCAAAUCAAGCAUCCACAACCACUCCAAGCAGAUCCUAUAAGACGAACUUCCACAGCCCAAAACAUCUCAUCACAGCAACAGCAACAACAACACUCACAGUCACUGAUUCAAACAUUAAAGAAUUUUCCCGAACCCAAAUCAAGCUAUUCUAGUAUGCCAGGAGCACCUUACAAAGAUAGAUCGGUAUCGCCUUCAAUAACAGCUGCAAAAAACUCACCUAUUCCUCGAAACCAAUCCCACACAAAUGUUGUUCAAUCACCAGUUCAAAAGCCCAACUCACAAGCUAUACUUCUUUUACCCAAAAACUUUUCCAUCAAUUCCAACUCUAAUGGUACCCCGUCAAGGGCCAAGACUUCACAUGAACUAGGUACAAGCUCUAAAGAGGAUAUUCAAAAUGCAAAAGUUAACACCGAUCUUCCAGAGGAGCGUUCUGUUAAUAAAGAUAAGCAAGGCGAUGUUGGAAUUGUUUCGUCCCCCUCGCCUGCUCCACAAGUAAGAACAUCCAAGGCCGAUAUUCUACCCUCUUUAACAAAAACCAUUAGCUCAAACAAGGGUUCUGACAAGUCAAACGACCCAGCAUUAGAAAAGGUUUUCCCUUCCAUUUCGGUACUUGUCGUUGAGGAUAACGCCAUUAAUCAAGCUAUUCUAGGAGCAUUUUUAAGGAAGCGAAAGAUCCACUACCAAAUUGCCAAGAAUGGACAAGAAGCAAUUGAUAAAUGGAAAAAGGGGGGCUUUCAUUUGGUAUUGAUGGAUAUUCAACUUCCAGUAAAGUCGGGUAUAGAAGCUACAAAAGAAAUACGGCAUUUGGAGAAGUUGAAUAAAAUUGGUGUUUUUGAUGACACUGAAUUGAGCAAAUUAGCAUUAAACGAGUUGCAACCGGAUGACAAGUUGGACACAAACACGUUUAGAUCACCUGUCAUUAUUGUUGCUUUAACGGCGUCGUCCAACUCCUCUGUUGAUCGAAAGAAUGCAUUAACAGCUGGUUGCAAUGAUUAUUUGACCAAGCCAGUAAACUUGGUGUGGCUUCAGAAUAAAAUAACUGAAUGGGGCUGUAUGCAAGCAUUGAUUGAUUUUGAAGGCUGGAAGGGCAAGAAGAACUGGUCAGCCACGUAG